Molecule: messenger RNA, 1284 nt
Organism: Rasamsonia emersonii CBS 393.64
Lineage: Eukaryota; Fungi; Ascomycota; Eurotiomycetes; Eurotiales; Trichocomaceae
Product: Serine/threonine protein kinase
Exons: 3
Coding region: 1-1284 (427 amino acids)
Biological process (GO): vacuolar protein processing; protein phosphorylation; regulation of vacuole fusion, non-autophagic
Cellular component (GO): Golgi apparatus; cytoplasm
Molecular function (GO): protein serine/threonine kinase activity; ATP binding
Source: RefSeq, a predicted model, not a curated record
AUGGCCCAGUAUUUCUUUGACCUCCUCUACAAUUUCACGGAUUGCAUGUGCUGCUUUCCGAAUUCUCCGCAGCUGAAAAUCAACAACCGCAGCUUCAAGCUUCUCCGGCUCCUGGGCGAGGGCGGUUUUUCCUACGUUUAUCUUGUGCAAGACAAGGCGACGUCGGAAUUGUUCGCCCUGAAGAAGAUACGGUGUCCCUUCGGCCAAGAAUCAGUCGCUCAAGCGCUCAAGGAAGUCGAAGCGUACAAGCUCUUCGCACCCCAUCCUAAUAUCAUACGUGCUAUUGAUCACUGCGUGACGACGGAGUCGGGUUCGAAGUUCCGUCCAGAUGGUGAUGAGGCGAGUUCGAAGACUGUCUACAUCCUUCUUCCCUAUUAUCAGCGCGGGAACCUUCAAGAUGCGAUCAAUGCCAAUCUUGUCAACCACACGAAGUUCCCCGAGAAGAAAUUGAUAACUCUGAUGCUGGGAGUCGCAAAGGCACUCAAGGCUAUGCAUCAAUACCGGGUCAAGAGCGGCGCAGCGUCCACCCGCCAAGCAAAGGCAGUCAGAAGGGAGGGCGAAGAAGCAGAUGCGGAGAUAUCAAUGCCAAGGGGAAAGCCCAAGCGACGCUCUACCCGUCAGAUGGAUGAUGAUGUGGAACAAGAGCCGUUGAUGGAGGAUGAGGUGACCAGGAGCCAGGAAGGCGUUGCCGAAGGAGAACUGCGGCCCUACGCCCAUCGAGACAUCAAGCCCGGAUCAGGCAACAUCAUGAUCGCUGACGACGGUCGAACACCCAUUCUGAUGGAUCUGGGGUCCUUGGCCCCAAGUCCCAUAGCAAUAACAUCACGAUCUCUGGCAAUAGCCGUCCAGGAUACUGCCGCAGAGCACAGCACGAUGCCUUAUCGUGCGCCAGAGCUGUUUGAUGUCAAGACCGGGUCCAUCAUCGACACAAAGGUGGACAUCUGGUCGCUGGGCUGCACCUUGUAUGCAUGUCUCGUGGGAAAAAGCCCAUUCGAGGCGCGAAGUGAGGAGACGGGGGGUAGUUUGAGUAUGUGCGUUCUCGGCGGAGACUGGAGAUUUCCUGAUGAGAAGACUGGUGCCGCAAAGGGCAAGGGUAAAGCCGGUGCGCAAGGAGGUGCAGCUGCAUCCCAGGACAGCACCGAAGGGGGGAUUAGUGAGCCGGUUAAGGAGAUUGUCAGGAAGUGCCUCCAAGUCGAACCUGCGGACCGACCUGACAUUGAUGAGCUCAUCCAACUUCUGCAAAAUGCCAUCGACGUAUUGCCAGACGAUGAUGUGUCGGAUUAA